AUGACUAUUGAAUAUACUGUUAGUCGAAUUCAAGGAAUCGAAAUAAACGAUGCUCAAUUGCUUGUGAAAAAUGAAUGGAUUUCAGAAAAAGAUGAGGAGUUUCCAAUCGAUAUGGAAAUCGAAUUGAAAAAGAUUGCCGAAGUCGAGAAGAUUGAAAUCGUCGCCCAUAAUUUCUAUAUUCCCAAAAAAAUCGGGAUUUACUCGUUUCAAAAUGACACUGAAAAUUAUAUUGGAGAAGUGAUCUUCAAAAAUCGCGGUUCUGUUGCGAAAAAGUUUGAGCUCAAAAACAUAUUUCUCGAUGAGAAAUGCUCGAAAUUGCUUCUGAGAAUCUACGAACCAUAUACGGACGUCGUCAAUAAUCUGGAGUCAAAAGUUGGAAUUGUGGAGUUGAAGCUCUUCGGAAAAUAUUUGCCGAUUCCGGAUGAGCUCGACAAUAAUCCGAUUCCGAACAACAUACCUGAUCGGAAGUAUUCAAAAGAAUUGAGCGCAAUUAUUGAUGGGAUUGAGGCAAAUAAGCAAAAAGCUGUGGCGAAUGAAGACUUCAAAUCGGCAAAAUCUGCACAACUCGCCGUUCGACAACUUCGAAGAAAUCUGAAAGAAGUCGAAGAACUUGAAAACGACAAAAUAUCCGCAAUAAAUGACGAGGAUUAUCAAAGAGCGAAUGAUUUACAAGACGAAUUGAAUACUUUGAGAGCAAAUAUACUUGCUUCAAUUGAUCCAGUCCUUCUGAAUAAUACUGCGCCGAGAUACGAGCAAGUUCAUCGACCGAAAAAUUUGUUCGGUGAGAAAAGUGAAACUCCAAUAUCAAAGCCCAAACUCUAUGAGCCUGUCGAACUAUCACCAACCGAAGUGCCCGCAGAUCCGUCGCACACGUUCGUACCAUCUCCGAAACCCCCAAAAAGUCCAAAGGCAAAAGCGUGGGAAAUUCCGAUUUCGCGUCCGCAAACGACGAGUUCUGUUGGAUCGAAUCGGAUGAAAUCGAGCGAUUCGAGAAGAAACAUUUCAACUGCCUCAUCGACAACCUCAAAAAUUCUGCGUCGAAGCUCGAGCGGUGAUGGAUUCAGAAGAACGACCAACAAAUUUCUCGAAAAGGAGAAUAUGAUUGUUCCGGCAGCAUUGAGUCGACAGCGAUCCGCUUCAAUCCAGCCGGAAGGAUUCUCAAGUGUCAAUCGAUCCGUGGAUCAUUUAACCGAAGAUCAGAUCCUCGCAGGAAUUUCGCCUGACAAUUUGGCGAAUGUCAGAUCGGCGAUCUCAAUAUUUGGAUUGGAGACGAUCGCAAAACUCUAUUCGAAACACUUUGAAAAUCGAAAAGAAGCGAUUUCGGAGAUUGAGGAAACAUUAAACAGUCUAUCACCGAAUAAGUCGUUCUCAUAUUUCGAAAGUAUCAAUUGUCUUCUGGCUCAUAUGCUCCGAGAGCCUCUUUAUAACGUCUACCGAGAUGCCUUGAAUCUAUGGCAUCACGUUUGCACAGUUUGGGCUCCCGAACAGAAUCUCUCAAAAUUGCUGCCAAGAAUCACUGCUGAAACACACAAUGUUCUAGCAUCGAAAGUGAUUUCCAAUGAUAAGCGCACCGUGAGCGACACACAAGCGGCAUUUCGAAGUGUUUGCUCGAAAUCCGAAUCGUCGGCUCGUUCAUAUGCUCGAGACCUCAUCGGAUCGAAAUCAAAAAAUUUAAAGGGACGAGCAAUUCUGCUAAACUUGAUCGCCGGAAUCUAUGAUAUUCCCAACGACAAAAUUAACUUAUCCGACAUCAAUGUCGCCAAUUUUGCCGCCAAAUGCAUUCGCCAUUCCGAUCAGCAAGUGCGCUCCAUUGGCAGUGAUUUAAUGAUCCGUCUAUUCAAAAACGGUUCGCAAUCGGUGGUGCGAAAGCAGCUUGACACCUUCGCAACCGCUGACGCAAACAAUCCAACGUAUCAGAAAACUCUCAAGCAAAUCUAUGCUCUAGACGGAGGUCGUGGAAAUCAAAAAAAGAAAAAAAUCACAUUUGCAUUCUAA
Molecule: messenger RNA, 1995 nt
Organism: Caenorhabditis bovis
Lineage: Eukaryota; Metazoa; Nematoda; Chromadorea; Rhabditida; Rhabditidae
Source: the annotation of a GenBank genome assembly